Cooperia oncophora is the source of this 378-nucleotide messenger RNA. The record is from the annotation of a GenBank genome assembly. Lineage: Eukaryota; Metazoa; Nematoda; Chromadorea; Rhabditida; Trichostrongylidae.
AUGGAACAAAAUAUCAAGAAACAGCAACUUGAAGGAAAGAAUGUUACUUUCUCUACCGUUAUGUUAUUAAGGCUUCGACGAGCUGCUGCAGAAAAAAAGUUCGACGUGCAAGUGAACUGCGUAUCCGAGUACCUCGCCUCGCUGGCUUUAGUCGGACCAAACAGCAGAAAGGAGAUGUUGACAUCGGGCUCUGCGGCUUCAUUAGCAGCUUUGUCGAAUCGCUCAGUCCAUGGAAGCGAUGGGGAAGCAGACGCUAAUGAGGUUGAAUCAGUUGUGAGCAGUCGCGUCGCUGUAGACGACUCAAUCUUCACGUUCGGUUCUGGUUCCACUACUCCUCCUUUGAAUAAGUUACAGGUAUUGCACUUGUUACAAUUAUAA